Prorocentrum cordatum is the source of this 827-nucleotide messenger RNA. Lineage: Eukaryota; Dinophyceae; Prorocentrales; Prorocentraceae. The record is from the annotation of a GenBank genome assembly.
AGGCAAACGGCGGGAAAAGGCGCGGGGCCGGCUGGCAAGUCUGCCAGCCCCACAGCAUCGGCGAGCCAGGCCAGCAAGCCUCGGACCUUCAACAUCAGCGCCGCGGUCAGCGCCGCGCCGCGGGCCGCCGCGGUCCAGGACAACGGCCGCUGGGCCUGCGCUGCGUGCGGCUUCGGCAACAGCCCCGACAACAACGUGUGCGGCGGCAAGGGCCCGAUGGGCUGCAAGGCGGCGAGGCCAGAAGCCACCCUGCCAUGGACCUGCCCAUGCGGAUUUGCCAACAAAGCCAUCAACGAGGUGUGCGGCGGCCGGGGCGCGAUGGGGUGCAAGCGUCCGAGGACGCCCGCGGCGGGCGGCCCCCGCGGCGGCAGCGCCAAGGGGGGCAGGGGCGCCGCGGGCCAGGCGGCGGACGGCGGCAAGGCGCCCGCUGUGCUCUGGCCGUCGGCGGCCGCCGCCGCGCCGAAGUCAAAGGCGGCGGCACGGCCGACAACGACGCCGCGCCCGCCGUCGGCGUCUCCGCUCUCCGGGGCGCUGAACCUGAUAGGCAUGCUGCGCCCCAGGGCGAAGCGCGACGAGGGCGCGGCGGAGCCGUUCUCGGAGGCGGAGAUCCCUUAUGAUGAGGCAGAGGAGGAGCAGGACGCCCUGGCGAUGCUCGACGAUACGGGCGAGGAGGAUCCCUACGCUGGGGACGACGCCGACGCCGAUGAGUUCUCGUAGCCCAGCGGGCCUUCUGCCAGCGGCGCGUCCCCCCCGCUCGGGCGGCCUGGCGGGCGCAGAGGCCAUACGGGGCUUGUUCGCUCCUGGCGGGAGCCGACGCGCGCUGCAAA